Molecule: messenger RNA, 1214 nt
Organism: Anopheles nili
Lineage: Eukaryota; Metazoa; Arthropoda; Insecta; Diptera; Culicidae
Gene: Coprox
Product: oxygen-dependent coproporphyrinogen-III oxidase
Exons: 3
Coding region: 1-1194 (397 amino acids)
Cellular component (GO): cytoplasm; mitochondrial intermembrane space
Molecular function (GO): coproporphyrinogen oxidase activity
Source: RefSeq, a predicted model, not a curated record
AUGAUUUUGGAUUUUUUACGCAAGAAUGUUCGUCUUAUCGGGCGGCAUGUAUUCGCCGCGAGUAGCACAAAACGAAAGCCCUCUGUGAUAAGGAUAAUAGGUAGCACUUGUUGUAUCGGUGGAGCUAGUGCGUUGUUGACUUAUCACCUGCUUCAGCGUAAUGAAGUGCACAUGGCCGCAACAGGUGCCGUCGUUAGUCUGCCAUCUGUUUCUCGGUACAUGGCCGAACCGAUAACUAGUCGGCAGGUGCUACAGUCGAACAAAAACGAUAUGAAAUGUCGCAUGGAAGAGCUGGUACUUAGGAUACAGCACGAUUUUUGUCGCUCACUCGAAGCAGAGGAAAACUUCGGUAACAAGUUCCUGGUCGAUCGUUGGGAACGAAAGGAAGGCGGUGGUGGUAUCACCUGCGUCUUACAGGAUGGUGAUGUGUUCGAGAAGGCCGGAGUCAAUAUAUCCGUAGUGCAUGGAAACCUGCCAAAAGGAGCCAUCCAACAAAUGCGGUCUCGCGGCAAACAACUGGCCGAAGGAGAGUUACCUUUCUUUGCAGUCGGCGUUAGUGCGGUCAUUCAUCCGCGCAAUCCGAUGAUACCGACGAUUCAUUUCAACUACCGGUACUUUGAGGUGACCGACUCCACAGGACAAAAGCAAUGGUGGUUUGGGGGAGGCACAGACCUUACGCCGUACUAUCUUAACGAGGAUGAUGCAAAGCAUUUCCAUCGUACGCUGAAGGAAGCAUGUGACCCGCAUGACCCCACAUAUUAUCCUAAAUUCAAGGAAUGGUGUGAUAAAUAUUUCUUCAUACCGCAUCGGAGCGAGAGCCGCGGCGUUGGGGGUAUUUUCUUCGACGACCUCGACGGUCCAGAUGCCGAGCGCGCAUUUGAGUUUGUUUCAUCGUGCGCACAUUCUGUAAUACCGUCCUACAUGCCAUUAGUUCGACAGCACAAAAAUGAUGCUUAUGGCGAUCGACACCGACAGUGGCAAUUGUUGCGUCGCGGUCGCUACGUAGAAUUUAACCUAAUCUAUGAUCGUGGCACAAAGUUUGGUCUGUAUACGCCAGGCGCGAGAUACGAAAGUAUUCUUAUGUCGCUCCCUCUUAACGCAAAGUGGGAAUACAUGAACAUUCCACCUCAGGGCACGGAAGAAGCUAUCAUAACGGAGGUGCUUAAGAAGCCCAAAAAUUGGUUGAAUUUAUAAGUUUAACAUUGCAACGGAAC